Messenger RNA from Cyphomyrmex costatus, 4311 nucleotides. RefSeq lists its product as uncharacterized. Lineage: Eukaryota; Metazoa; Arthropoda; Insecta; Hymenoptera; Formicidae. Gene Ontology annotation, molecular function: nucleic acid binding; aspartic-type endopeptidase activity. The transcript has 3 exons. The record is from RefSeq and is a predicted model, not a curated record. Gene Ontology annotation, biological process: DNA integration; proteolysis. The coding region runs from base 1 to 4311 and encodes 1436 amino acids.
AUGAGUUUAACGGAAAACGAAGCGAAAAUUAGGCGAAGAACUAUAAAGGCUUCUGCCACACGAUUGCGUAGUUAUGUAGAAUCUCCGCAAGCCGAGCAUGCAACAAAGUUUGAAUUGAUUGAACGUAAAAAAAAGUUAGCGGACUUAUUUCAGCAAUUCGAUGAAGUCCAAUCAUCCAUUGAAUAUUUUGAUUCGAGCCUUGAUGAUCCAAACACAACCGCGGCACAUACUGAAGAGCGUGCUCGGUUUGAGGAAGCAUACUUUCAUCUCAUGGUGAUUUAUGAACGACGUAUCAGUCAGCUUGAACAUGCGGAUAUUAACUUUCAAUUUGCUAAUAAUAAUAAUUUUAAUCAAGCUGCACCACGAAACAACACAGAGUCACAAAUUAAGUUACCAAGAAUUCAAUUACCUACAUUUUCGGGUGCUUAUGAAGAUUGGUGCACGUUUCAUGAUUCGUUCGAUAAUCUUAUACAUAAUAAUGCGAGUCUAUCAGCAAUACAAAAAUUUCAUUAUUUACGUUCGUCAUUAAAGGACAAGGCUGCUGAGGUUAUUAAGGCCUUUGACAUUACAGUUGAUAAUUAUACUGAAGCUUGGAAGUUGCUUAAUGAGCGUUUUGAUAAUAAGAAGCGUAUAGUUCAAACACAUGUUAGGGCAAUGUUUGAGAUAACUCCAAUUCAUAAGGAAAAUUAUACCGCUUUGCGGAAUUUGCUUGAUAACGUACUUAAACAUUUCAGAGCUCUUAAGGCCCUUCAAAGGCCGGUAGAAUCUUGGGACGACAUGAUGGUCCAUUUGGUAGUGGCCAAGCUUGAUUCUUCUACAGUUAAAGAGUGGCAGACAAGUCGUGUGGACAACGCAAUACCUACUUUCAAGGAACUUACUGAUUUUUUAGCACAGAGAUGUGAGGCUUUGGAAGCUAUCUUUAACAAGUCAUUGACAUUACGAUCAAAUUGUGAGUCUCCGAACAGUUCUCGGAAGGCCAAGAAUCCUAGUUCACAUGUAAGCACAUCGAAUCAGGUUUGUGUUCAUUGCAAAAAUAAUCAUUUCAUAUUUCAAUGUGAGGCAUUCCGCAAAUUACCUGUUGAAAAACGUUUUGAAGUCGUAAAAAAUUCACAUUUAUGCAUUAAUUGUUUGAAAGCUAAGGGACAUCAAGCAAAGGAUUGUAUGUCUAGUUCUUGUCGAAAAUGUGGAAAGUCACAUAAUACGUUAUUACAUUUUGAGUCUAAGGCUAACACAACAAAUAUUGAAAAUCAAUCUUCUAACGAUUCUUCCAAAACAACUAAUGUGUCAUUGUCAGAGUCUACAUCGCCAGUAGUUACUCAAUGCACUCAAGUCAAUGCAUCUAAGAUUUUUCUUUCUACCGCUAUAGUUACUGUGUACGAUAAUCAAGGACAGCCUCAUGGCUGCAGAGCUUUGUUGGACAGCGGUUCGCAAUUAAAUUUUAUUACACAAAACUUAGCGAGCAAGUUGGGGCUUAACUGUCGUGCAAUAAACAUGUCGAUUUGUGGAGUCGCGGAAGGAACAUUUGGAUCAAAGGAAAUAACUAAUGUUAGUUUUCGAUCGCGAAUCAAUAAGUAUACGAAUAAUCUUGAAUGCGUAGUCCUUCCUAAAAUCACGCAAAACUUACCACAAGAAUUUUGUCCAAUGUCUGAGUUUAAGCUUCCAACAAAUAUUGUUCUUGCAGAUCCUAAUUUUAAUAUUCCUAGUGAGGUCGACUUACUCAUAGGGGCUCAGAUGUUUUGGCAGCUCAUUUGCAUAGGUCAAAUUAAGGCGUGCAGGGCGCAUCCCACGCUACAAAAAACUAAACUUGGUUGGGUGGUUUCCGGUUCUACAUACGGACACUCGAACAGCAUGGCAGUUGCAUCCUGUCAUAUUACUUCAAUUAAUAAUUUAGAAAAAUGUCUGUCCAGAUUCUGGGAGGUCGAACAUGAUGUCGCUUCCGAAUGUAAAGUUCAAUACACUCCUGAAGGGCAAAGGUGUGAAACACAAUUUCAAGAAAAUGUUUCUCGCGAUCCUGAAGGUCGUUUCAUAGUCAAGUUGCCCAUUAACGAUGAUAAAAUGCAACAGUUAGGCGAGUCUUAUGAAAUUGCAAAGCGUCGUUUCCUCAAAUUAGAAAGGCGUUUAUCUUUUCAACCGGAAGUAUAUUCACAAUAUAAAAAAUUCAUGCAAGAGUAUAUUGAUUUGAAUCACAUGCGCGAGAUAAAAUUGUCUACAAAUCAAGAAGUAGCUUAUUACUUGCCACAUCAUCCAGUGUUUAAAGAAAGUAGUACGACGACAAAAUUAAGAGUAGUAUUUGAUGCUUCAUGCAAAAGUGCAUCGGGAUUGUCAUUGAAUGAUGCAUUAUUGGUUGGUCCGACUAUUCAGGAGGAUCUAUUUUCACACUUAGUGCGUUUCCGCACAUUUCGAUAUGCAAUGACUGCAGAUAUAACUAAAAUGUAUAGGCAAAUUUUGGAGGAUGAAUCUCAACGACAUUUGCAGCGUAUUUUUUGGCGCAAUGCUUCUCAAGAUGAGCUGAGAAUUUUCGAACUCCUAACUCUUACAUAUGGCACUGCUCCAGCCUCAUUUCUCGCUAUUAGGACUAUACGAAAGCUUGCAGAAGACGAAAUAAAUUCAUUUCCUGUCGGUUCAAAGACAAUAUUACGUGAUUUCUAUGUAGAUGAUUUGCUCACAGGCGCAUCUACUCUCCAAGAGGCAUUGGAAAUAAAAACACAAACUAUCGAAUUGUUAAAAAGAGGAGGUUUUGAGCUGAGGAAAUGGUCAUCUAAUAGUUCAUUGCUUCGAGAUACACAGAGAACUCAUAAGAAAAGGUUCAUUUUGGCUGGGGAUCAUGGUAAUGAAACCAGAGCACUCGGCGUAAUUUGGAAUUGUGAAUCAGAUAUUUUCAAAUUCGAAAGCAUUGGACAACAUUCAUUGUUAAAAGAGCCUACCAAACGUAGUAUAUUGUCUAGAAUAGCAUUAAUGUUUGAUCCUUUAGGAUUACUAGGACCAUCUAUCAGUCUUGGUAGUAUUGAAAUUUCACGCAAGGUUGUUAUCACAUCUGAUGAUGUACAAGUCAGGGAAAUUCAUGGUUUUUCAGAUGCAAGCCAACAAGCAUAUGGUGCAUGUAUUUAUCUUCGAUCCAUUUCUAGUGAUGGUAGUAUUGAGGUUCAGUUAUUGUGUUCCAAAUCUAGAGUAGCGCCUCUUAAGACAUUGUCGAUUCCUCGUUUAGAACUGUGUGGCGCACUACUGUUAGCGCAGUUGACAAAAAGGGUAUUAAACUCUCUACCGUUCACGGUGGAUGCAACUUAUUUAUGGACAGAUUCGAGUAAUAAGAAUAAUGUAAUUCCGCAAUUGUCGGUUGAUGAAUUGGAGGAAUCUCAACUAACCCUUAUAAAACUAGUGCAACGCGAUUCAUUUAAGGCAGAAUUGAAUUCUAUUGAGCAUACUAAAUAUGUAAAUAAAAACAGCAACGUUUUAAAGUUGAACCCAUUUCUCGAUUCACAAGGUGUUUUAAGAGUCGGUGGUCGAUUGAAGCAUGCUAGCGUGCCAUUUGAACAUAAGCAUCCAAUUUUGUUACCUGGUAAACAUCCCUUCACAAAAAUGAUUAUCAUACGCGAACACAAGCGUCAUUUACAUGCUGGAGCGCAAGAUACUUUAUCAGCCAUUCGUCAAAAUUAUUGGCCGACAUCGGCCAGAAGCAUCAUUCGUAGUAUAUUAAGUAAAUGCGUAACAUGUUUUCGUAAUUCACCCAAAAUAAAUACAACAUUAAUGGCGGAUUUGCCGCAAGCGCGAGUAAAUUCGGUGCAUUAUGCGUUUGAAAGAUGCGGCGUAGAUUACGCAGGACCGUUUUGGUAUAAGGAAGGUCAAAAAAGAAGUACUAAAACAAUAAAGUGUUAUAUAGCGGUAUUUGUGUGUUUAGCUACGAAGGCGAUUCAUAUAAAGCUUGCAGCAGACCUUUCUUCAGAAACUUUUUUAAAUGUUCUUAAGCGUUUUAUUUCCAGAAGAGGACGUCCUGCGGAGAUGCAUUCAGAUAACGGCUUAAACUUUGUCGGGGCUAAGCAUGAGCUUAAUGAAUUGUAUAAAUUGUUUACUGACGACAUUGUCAAGCAAGGAAUCAACAAUCUGAUGACAAGCGAAAAAAUAAAGUGGCAGUUUAUUCCACCUAGAGCUCCGCAUAUGGGUGGUAUUUGGGAGGCGGCUGUAAAAAGUGCCAAAUCUCAUUUGAAACAUUUAACUAAGGAGGCAGCUUUGAAAUAUGAUGAGUUAUUCACUUUAAUACAUAGUUCAAGCGGAGGCUGUGCUAAAUUCCAGACCGAUUAUGCCUCUUUCAAAUGA